Cajanus cajan (pigeon pea) is the source of this 924-nucleotide messenger RNA. The record is from RefSeq and is a predicted model, not a curated record. Lineage: Eukaryota; Viridiplantae; Streptophyta; Magnoliopsida; Fabales; Fabaceae.
AUGGAGGAUGGACGAAUUGUUCCUUUAGUUCAGUUAAAAUCCCUAGUAGCCACGAGAGAACGACCCUUUUCUGGAACUGUGGAAACUGAUAAGUUAAAAUCCUGCAGAGCACUCUUCAAAUCCUCCAUUGCUAUCUCAAAGGUACCUCUUCAUCUCCCACUCCCCUUUGCCGUGGACUGUAGUUUGCUGGUUUUGUGUGGCAAAUCACCGGGGGGUAAUGAAACUGCCAAAACUAUAAAGACCAGUAACGCACUGAAGCUCCCUGACAAUGGAGAAUUCACCCUCUCUUUGCAUUCUGAGGUGGAUAAAGCUGUUAUGCAAGGGUCUUUCCAAGUUCAUUCCUACAUGAAUUCUCUUUCCACCAAUCAAUUUGGCAGGCUUCUCAUUUGGUCUCCACUGUUGACAUCAACACACGAUGUCGUUUCACACAACUUUUGUAAGCUUCCAAUUGGUACAGUUUGUGUUGCUGAUGCUCAGACCAAGGGACGAGGUCGGUCAAAGAAUGUCUUGGAAUCUCCAUUGGGUUGCCUCAUGUUUUCUUUUACUUUGCAAAUGGAGGAUGGACGAAUUGUUCCUUUAGUUCAGUAUGUGGUUUCCCUGGCUAUCACAGAGGCAAUCAAGGAUAUCUGUGACAAAAAUGGGUUACCCUUUUGGAAGAGAAGAUAUUCUGGCAGCCUUUUUUAACAAAUUUGAGGAAUUUUAUGGUUUACUUGUGAAUCAAGGUAUUGUACUACUAUACUAGUUAACUCAUGAGUUUGAUGUUGCUUGUCAGUAUCAUUUCUAACAUCAUACAUCAAUUCUAGUUAUUAUUGUGUAAACAUCAUACCUGUGUACUUCAUUCCUUUAUCCCUCUCUUUCUCUGAAAAACCCAUGUAUAGAUAAAAUCUUUUAAUCUGAAUUAACUUCUUGAAUGUGUGCUUCUCA